Armigeres subalbatus is the source of this 2337-nucleotide messenger RNA. RefSeq names its product TRAF3-interacting protein 1 (gene IFT54). The coding region runs from base 201 to 2150 and encodes 649 amino acids. NCBI's taxonomy places the organism in Eukaryota, Metazoa, Arthropoda, Insecta, Diptera, Culicidae. Gene Ontology annotation, biological process: intraciliary transport; cilium assembly; regulation of microtubule cytoskeleton organization. The record is from RefSeq and is a predicted model, not a curated record. Gene Ontology annotation, molecular function: microtubule binding. Gene Ontology annotation, cellular component: intraciliary transport particle B; axoneme; ciliary basal body. The transcript is spliced from 5 exons.
ACGUAGUUGCGAAGACAUGGCCAACUGCGCUGCAGUGCGAUCCUGUUUAAUUUGAUAUAAAUAUUCAGUUACAGUAAAGGAUAAUUCGUUUUUCAAAAUCUACCACGUGCAGAAAAAUGUGCAAAAACUGUACAGGUUAAAAAGGUGUUAUGUGAACACUUGAAACGCACUUGGAAGCGAGGCAAUCGGUAACCACCAGAAUGGGUGACCCGGAUUCUGCCACCAUUAAGAAGACCCAAACCGUGCUGGGGAAAUAUGUGAAAAAGCCGGCCCUGACGGAUAAAUUACUGAAGAAACCGCCGUUUCGAUUCCUUCACGAUGUCCUCAAUGUGGUCAUCAAGGACACGGGAUUUUUGAAUGGUUUAUACACGCCUGAAGAGCUGAUAUCGGAUAAUAUCAAGGAUCGGGAUGCGAAGAUCGCCUAUCUGCAGAAGUUGAUUGAUGUCACUAAAAUCGUGACUGGCAAAGACUUGAAAGUUCGUCCUUCGAAAGUCGUUGCCGGUUUAGAGCCAGAUAAAACAAACGAACUGUUGCAGGCGAUUGGUUAUGCACUCGAUAAGAAAUUGGACAGCUCAAGCGCUGUUCAAGCAUAUGUGAAUGGCACUAGCGAUGAACCAUUACCUACAAAUGGGAUUAAACCCAAAGAUGAUAAAAAGAAGGAAGAGAAGAAGAGCACCGAAAAAGACAAGGACAAAACAAAAGAAAAGGAUAAACCCAAGGAUAGGGACAAAGACAAAGUGAAAACAAAAGAAAAAGAGCGUUCAAAACGUACCAAUGAUGUGGAAACGAAGAAAGAAGUUUCAAAAAUCAAAUCAGAAAAAUCGGAAAAGACUACUAAAACUAAAGAGAAAGAGAAAACGUCCAACAACAAAGUCGAAAAGAUUAAAACUAGUAGAACUGACACCAAAACGACGAAUGAUAAAAAGAAAUUAGAGAAGCAAAGAUCAAAAGACAAAGAAAAACCCGUCGUCAAGCGAACAGACUCAAUCAAAGACGAGAAUGUUUCAGUUAAUGGAAAACAGCAAUUAAACAACAUUGCUGAGUCAAAUGUGGAAAACGAAAGAAAAGACUCGUUGAAAGACAGUCAAGAUAUCCCAGAUAUCCAGGGUAAACAGCCUCCUGCCACUGCCGAGGAUGAGUUGAUUGCCGUGAUAGACGAAGAAGCGGAACUACGAAGGUCGGAGAAAAACUCUAGCCGUAGGUCAUCACUCAAGAAACAAGGCAUCCUAACACCAAGUGAGAACAACGCACUAGCAGACCUUAACCAAUACAACGGUCUAGAAAUUCAAGGUCCGAGCCGCCAGAAUAGUGGCAUCAUGGGGGAAGCAAUCACCAGACACGAUUCGGAUCCAGUUGAACCAAUCUCCAGCGAAAGAAUAUCCGUCAAACCGCCAAUCAAUCGGCAACAGUCGGUCGAUAGCGUGAUGCGACCGAGAACCAGCUUGAGGCCGCCGAGUGUUCGCCCACCGUCGGCGCGACCUGGGGCCCCAAAGCGAAAGGAGAAGAACGUGGAAAUUGUGCUGCAACCGAACGAAACGACCAAAUUGGGUGAAAUCAACGUGAAAAUGGAGGUGUUCAACAACGAACUCCUGGACGACGACGGCGAAAAUCUGAUUGUCAUCGAAGAUCCCACUCAGUUUGGCGAUGUGUACGGUGGCGCACAAACGGAAUCGGUAGAAGUGAAAGAAGAGCAGGAGCAAGGUCAUCUGGUUCAACAGAUCUUGGAAACACAGAAGGAGUUCUCAAAUAUUGCCGGGACGGAAGCAGGUUUAGAGGUUCCCAAGAAAAUGGAAAAUGAAUGGACAACCAGCCAAAGGCAAUCGUCUGUGAAGCAGAUGGAAAUGCUACGUGAGUCGAUUCAGAAGUUAACUCGAUCAGUGAAUCCGCUGGGAAAGCUGAUGGAUUUCAUUCAGGAAGACAUCGAUUCCAUGGAGCGUGAGUUGACCAACUGGCAGCAGCUUUACUCGCGGUCUGUCGUAGAUCUCAAUAAGGAACGAAGUGCGAAUGAGAAUGCAGUUGAACCACUGAAGCAUCAGCUAGCACAGAUCGAAACCAAUAUUAAGGAAUACCGAGAUAUGGUGGACGUAACGAGGGGAAACAUUCUUCAAAACGAACAGAAAAUCGAAAGAUUAUACAUGACGGAGAUUUAAAUCGGUUUUUGUUUUAAAAGUGUUGUGUUUUCAAUUAAAUAUUUUAUAAUAGGAACAGCUAUGGAUACUACAGGCUGUAAAGAUGCAACAUGUUGCAGUAAUCAUUUUUCACGAUUUCAUUAUGUCAUCAUCAUCAGACUGGAAGUUAACAGGACAUUAUAUCGAAAAAAAAAAACAGUUGAGAUGU